This is a messenger RNA of Marmota monax (woodchuck), 2221 nucleotides long. It is a transcript of the gene Esco2, whose product is annotated as establishment of sister chromatid cohesion N-acetyltransferase 2. The record is from RefSeq and is a predicted model, not a curated record. Gene Ontology annotation, molecular function: protein-lysine-acetyltransferase activity. The transcript has 11 exons. Gene Ontology annotation, biological process: mitotic sister chromatid cohesion. Gene Ontology annotation, cellular component: nucleus; chromatin. The coding region runs from base 171 to 2015 and encodes 614 amino acids. NCBI's taxonomy places the organism in Eukaryota, Metazoa, Chordata, Mammalia, Rodentia, Sciuridae.
UCGGAACACAGCAGAGACCGCCUGGUCUGGCGCGCGUUAAUUUGAAUGCGCUCCUGGGACCACUGCAGGACUGAGGAGAGGUCUCGGGACCUGCGCGCGGGCCACCACUGCGAGGGUAGAGGCUGGAGGAGAGCCGGGCGCUCUGUGGAACACCGGGGAAUUCAAUUAAGAUGGCAACUAUUACUCCAAGGAAGAGGAAGCGGCCUUCUGUGAACUGUGACAGCUUAUUAUCUUCAUCAAAGAAGUUAAUUAUGGACUUUACUGAAAAUCUGUUUCCAUCACCUAGUAAAAAGCACACUUAUCAAAACAGUGAUGAAAGUGAAGAAAAGCUAUAUUUUUCUCAAAAAGGCCAUUUCAUUUCAAGUCCACUCAAGAAAAUUAAAAAAAACAGAUUGCCAUCUGCAAGUCAUAGCUCACCAUUUAAAUCUGCUGUACCCACUGUGUCUUUUUACAAUAAAGACAAUAAAGAUAAGUGGUAUCUUAAUCCACUGGAGAGAAAGCUGGUGAGAGAGAGUAGAUCCACUUACCUAAAAACUAAUAAUGAAGAUAAAUCUUUUCCCAGAAUGACAGAAAAAAUACAGGGAAAACCAAUCUGCACCAAGAAGAAGAAUAAAAAAACACAGAAGAGUUUAACUGCUAAGUAUCAAUCAAGUUAUAAGCACAUCAAGCCUAUAUCAAGAAAUGCUAAGCAUUCCAAGCAAAAUCGGAUGUCCUAUAAGCCAGUUGUGGAAAAAGAGAAUAAUUGUUAUUUAGCUGAAAAUAAUCCAAAUACUCCUAGGGUUCUAAGCCAAAAAAUAAAACCACAAGUUACACUCCAGGGUGGAGCAGCAUUUUUUGUUAGUAGAAAAAAACUUUCUCUUAGAAAAUUGCCUCUGGAAAAUAAGCCAUCACUGGAACUCACCCCAAAAAAUAAACCAGAAGUGAUUAAAAAGUCUGAGAUAGAGACUGCAUGUGAAAGAAAAACUUUUGUGAAAAGUCAAGUGCCAAAGUGCUUGUUAAUAGAAAAGAAAUUGAAUGUGGAGCUGAGUACAAAAAGUAAAGAUGAAGAGGAAUUAAUAAAGGAUUCAUUAGGUGAAGUAGUUUCUUCAAAGGAAUAUAAACUUGAUGAAAAUAAGCAUUUUUCACCAGAAGAUUCUCUUGGUGAGAACAAAACAGUUUCUCUGGAGUCCGAUGUUUAUCCCAUCUUCAGUGUGUCUUCAGUCAAUACAAAAAGAUCUCUCGCUGAAGAACAGUCUUCUGUGGGAUCCAUCAGCUGUACUGAUUUCUUGAAACAGACCAACACACAGAAAAAUCUGAAUACCAGAGAUACAAAUAAAGAAACAAAUGCCCAGCUCAUCAUUGAUGCAGGUCAGAAACAUUUUGGUGCUACUAUUUGUAAAUCUUGUGGCAUGAUCUAUACUGCUUCCAACCCUGAAGAUGAAAUGCAGCAUGUCCAGUAUCACCACAGAUUUCUGGAAGGAAUCAAAUAUACAGGCUGGAAAAAAGAACGUGUAGUAGCAGAGUUUUGGGAUGGGAAGAUUGUAUUGGUCCUGCCACAUGAUCCAGCUUAUGCUCUCAGAAAGGUAGAAGAUGUCCAAGAACUUGUUGAUCAUGAAUUGGGCUUCCAGCAAGUUGUUCCCAAAUGUCCCAACAAAACCAAAACUUUCCUCUUUGUAUCUGAUGAAAAGAGAGUCGUUGGGUGUUUAGUUGCAGAGCCCAUCAAACAGGCCUUCCGUCUCUUGUCUGAACCAAGUGGCCCAGAAUCCUCAAACUCUAAAGAAUGUCCCAGAGCUUGGCAAUGUUCAAAUGUUCCUGAACCUGCAGUCUGUGGGAUAAGUAGAAUCUGGGUUUUCAGACUGCAGAGAAGAAAGCGCAUUGCAAGACGACUGGUGGAUACUGUCAGGAAUUGCUUCAUGUUUGGCUGUUUUCUCAGCACCAAUGAAAUAGCAUUUUCUGACCCAACACCAGAUGGCAAGUUAUUUGCAACCAAGUACUGUAAUACCCCUAAUUUCCUUGUGUACAAUUUUAAUAGUUAAGACCAACUAUAAAAGCAGUUACUACAUGGAUAAAUUCACAUAGCUUCUUAUCAUACAAUAUAAAUUAAUAUCAAAGUAAGAAAUGCCCAGACACACACACACACACCCCUAUACCUCAUAGUUUUGUUUCUUGUGUGUUGAAAAUCCAGGGAUAAAUUUGGUGAAAAUUAUCUGGGAAUUAAAAGAAAGGAAAAAUCUUUGGAUAA